UAUAGCUGUGACGGCUGUUCGGGCUUUUUCAAAAGAAGCAUCCAUAGAAAUCGUGUGUACACGUGCAAAGCCCAGGGUGAAUUGAAAGGAAAAUGUCCGAUUGACAAAACACAUCGCAACCAGUGCAGAGCUUGUCGAUUAAAGAAAUGUUUUGAAGCCGAAAUGAACAAAGACGCUGUACAACACGAAAGAGGACCUCGGAAACCAAAACCAAAACCAACUGACCAACCAGAAAGCACAAAGCAAAUACCAAUAAAUGAACAACCAAUAGAUUUCAGUUUCGGCAAUUACCCCCCUCCACCAGCAUCUACUCUCAGUGCUGUGCAAUAUCAACAUGGCCCAAUUAACAGACUGUAUCUUCUCGACCGCGAACCAGGAGCAGGUCUUGUGGUCGACUGGUUACAACAUAUCACCCCAUCAGCUUUCUCUAGUCCACCGAUUCGAAUCAACAAAGAGGUCAUACAAGAAGUAACGGCACGAGUUCUGUUUGCUGUUGUCAGCUGGGUCAAACAGAUACCGGCCUUUUCAGUACUGGCUCCAUCCGAUCAGGUGGCGCUACUAAAUGACUGCUGGCGAGAAUUAUUUCUUCUAAGCCUCGUUCAGUGGGAAGUACCAUUUUCUCCGCUGGCAUUACUAGAACACGAACCAGAAUUAAUGCCUGGAGGCGAGCUAAAUGGUCCACCGACAGCUCGACUGUGCGCUGAGAUCCAACACAUGAAAGAGAUCCUCAGCAGAUUUAAGUUACUAAAUAUUGACCCAAUGGAAUUCACAUGUCUCAAAGCCAUUGUCUUGUUUAGACCAGAAUGUCCUGCUUUGAAUGACAUCCGAGCGAUAGAAAACUACCAAGACCAGGCCCAGCUGAUGCUUACAGAAUACAUUCGCUGUCACACACCUCAUUCGGCCACCCGAUUUGGCAAACUGCUCAUGUUGCUUCCGUGCUUGCGGACCAUCAACGCUCACAGUAUGGACAGGCUUUUGUUCAGGAACAUUAUUGGUGACAUCCCCAUCGAAACACUCAUUAUGAACAUGUUUCACGAAGACCGAUUAUAAUAUAUACACCUACCUGCUAUACACACGUCUGCAUAUGCACGCGAGAGGCAUUAACACACGCAUCUGUAUAAAGAGGCAUACAUCCCUACAAAUAUAUAUAUAUAUAUAUAUAUAUAUAUAUAUGUGUAUGUGUGUGUGUGUGCGUGUGUGUGUGUGCGUGUGUGUGUGUG
Molecule: messenger RNA, 1220 nt
Organism: Octopus bimaculoides (California two-spot octopus)
Lineage: Eukaryota; Metazoa; Mollusca; Cephalopoda; Octopoda; Octopodidae
Product: nuclear receptor subfamily 2 group E member 1
Biological process (GO): regulation of DNA-templated transcription
Molecular function (GO): DNA-binding transcription factor activity; zinc ion binding; sequence-specific DNA binding
Source: RefSeq, a predicted model, not a curated record